CACCUCACAUGGAGUUUUCUUCCUUAGCUCUCACUUGCCUCAUGGCCUUAGCCAUUUUGAUCCUUCCCUCCCAUGCCCAAAACUCACCACAAGACUACCUGAAUGCUCACAACGCUGCUCGAGCUGCCGUCGGCGUUCGCCCUAUGACUUGGGAUGAAAACGUAGCUGCCUUUGCACGGAACUAUGCUAAUCAACGCAAAGCCGAUUGCAGACUCGUGCACUCCGGCGGAGGUGGACGAUACGGUGAAAACCUAGCUUGGAGUAGUGCCGACCUCUCGGGCACCGCCGCCGUACGGAUGUGGGUUAACGAGAGGGCCGACUACAAUUACAACUCCAACACCUGUGCACGGGGCAAGGUCUGCGGACAUUACACCCAAGUGGUUUGGCGCGACUCGGUUCGGCUCGGUUGUGCCAAGGUGAGGUGCAACAACGGUGGAACUUUCAUCGGUUGCAACUAUGCUCCCGCCGGCAAUAUUAUCGGUCGAAAACCGUACUAGAAACCUUCAUGUGCAUAAAAUCCUUCCAAAUCAACUUUAAUUUGUGUUGUAACAGAAAAUAAAAACUAUAUAUGUACUCAUCAACGUACUGCAUUACAUGUAAUAAGGAAGGAAGGGAUAUUUUAUUA
Messenger RNA from Hibiscus syriacus, 625 nucleotides. RefSeq names its product pathogenesis-related protein 1-like. The coding region runs from base 9 to 497 and encodes 162 amino acids. The record is from RefSeq and is a predicted model, not a curated record. Gene Ontology annotation, cellular component: extracellular region. The transcript has a single exon. NCBI's taxonomy places the organism in Eukaryota, Viridiplantae, Streptophyta, Magnoliopsida, Malvales, Malvaceae.